GGGUAGCGUGGCGUCAGCGCAAGAUGGCGGCCUCAGCGGCGCCGUUCCUGCGGUUGUGGAGCGGGCUCCGGCAAGGCGCGCGGGGGCUGUGCGCGAGGCUCGCGACGCCGCCCCCUCGGGCCCCGGACCAGGCAGCGCUUGCGUCCCGGGCUAGAUGCUUUGGGGCUCAAGUGCGUCCUCUGGACCCCACCUCCUCGACCGCACGUGGGCGCCGGGGGAGGGGAGUCAUCUGUUCCCCCAUCUCAGUGACUGUUCAGGCUACAGAGAUUGGGAGCCGAGCAGGCACUAAGGCCCAGGCCCAGGGGCCACAGCAGCAGAGGAACUCGGAGGGUCCCAGCUAUGCCAAAAAAGUCGCACUCUGGCUUGCUGGGCUGCUCGGGGCUGGUGGGACCGUGAGCGUCAUCUAUAUUUUUGGAAACAACUCUGUGGAUGAAAAUGGUGCCAAGAUUCCCGAUGAAUUCGACAACGAUCCAAUUCUGGUACAGCAGUUGCGCCGGACAUACAAAUAUUUCAAAGAUUAUAGACAGAUGAUCAUCGAACCCACCAGCCCCUGCCUUCUCCCAGACCCUCUGCGGGAGCCGUACUACCAACCACCGUACACGCUGGUCUUGGAGCUCACUGGCGUCCUCUUGCACCCUGAGUGGUCGCUGGCCACUGGCUGGAGGUUUAAGAAGCGUCCAGGCAUCGAGACCUUAUUCCAGCAGCUCGCCCCUUUGUAUGAAAUCGUCAUCUUUACAUCAGAGACUGGCAUGACUGCCUUUCCACUCAUCGACAGCGUGGACCCCCACGGCUUCAUCUCCUACCGCCUGUUCCGGGACGCCACGAGAUACAUGGAUGGACACCAUGUUAAGGACAUUUCGUGUCUGAAUCGGGACCCAGCCCGAGUAGUAGUCGUGGACUGCAAGAAGGAAGCCUUCCGCCUACAGCCCUACAACGGCGUCGCCCUGCGGCCCUGGAAUGGCAACUCCGAUGACCGGGUCUUAUUGGACCUAUCUGCCUUCCUGAAGACCAUUGCUCUGAAUGGUGUGGAGGAUGUCCGAACUGUGCUGGAGCACUACGCCCUGGAGGAAGACCCACUGGAGGCUUUCAAGCAGAGGCAAAGCCGGCUGGAACAGGAGGAGCAGCAGCGCCUGGCUGAGCUCUCCAAAUCCAGCAAGCAGAACCUCUUCUUUGGCUCCCUUACCAGCCGCUUGUGGCCUCGCUCCAAACAGCCCUGACCUCUAGGCCGCCUCAAACUCAGUGCCUGGGUUCUGGGCCUCAGGCCCAGUGCUCCCAGACCACGGCUUGGCCAACCACAUGUCCAAUAAAGUUCAUCCCAGACGCCA
Mesoplodon densirostris (Blainville's beaked whale) is the source of this 1325-nucleotide messenger RNA. It is a transcript of the gene TIMM50, whose product is annotated as translocase of inner mitochondrial membrane 50. Bases 24 to 1217 code for a protein of 397 amino acids. The transcript has 12 exons. Gene Ontology annotation, molecular function: phosphoprotein phosphatase activity. The record is from RefSeq and is a predicted model, not a curated record. Lineage: Eukaryota; Metazoa; Chordata; Mammalia; Artiodactyla; Ziphiidae.